Mercenaria mercenaria is the source of this 2341-nucleotide messenger RNA. Its product is annotated as solute carrier family 23 member 2-like. The transcript has 11 exons. Lineage: Eukaryota; Metazoa; Mollusca; Bivalvia; Venerida; Veneridae. Gene Ontology annotation, molecular function: transmembrane transporter activity. The record is from RefSeq and is a predicted model, not a curated record. Gene Ontology annotation, biological process: transmembrane transport. Bases 103 to 1953 code for a protein of 616 amino acids. Gene Ontology annotation, cellular component: membrane.
AUAUCAAUUCAGUUUGUGUAUAUUCAACUAUCUACUUCCUUACUUACUUAUUAGUAUAUGAUAUUUGGUUUAAUUCAAAAGUGAUUAUAUACAAAAUUAGAAAUGAAAACAAACGAUUCGGAAGACGAUACCAAUAAUGAAAAUCCUGUUCCGAAAGCAGGGUCUGUUUUAUACGGAGUAGAAGACGUGCCUUCACUACCGCUAUGUUUGCUCUUCGGAGUUCAGCAAGUAAUUCAGUGCCUUGAUGGACCAUUAGCAAUGUCCUUCAUAUUGUCUGGACUUCUGUGUGCAAGUGGUCAAGAUGACGUCACAUAUACACUACUAAGUAUCAACAUGUUUAUGGCUGGGUUAGCCACAAUUGUACAGAGCAUGUUUGGCGUACGACUUGGUGUUAUUCAAUCCUCAUCGUUUUCAUUUGUUGCUCCUAUUGUUGCAAUGAUGACACUAGACAAAUGGAGCUGUCCAAAUCAUGAUAAAGAAAUCACAGGACUAAAUACCACUAAACUGAAGAUGGACGAAGACGAAAUCUGGAAAAUCAGAAUGAGAGAAAUCCAGGGAAACCUUAUUCUUGCCUCCAUUACACAAAUUGUUCUUGGCUGCACUGGAGUGGUAGGAUUCUUACUGCGGUACACUGGACCCCUUACUAUAGCACCUACUAUUGCCCUCAUAGGGAUUUCACUUACAGGUUCUUUGAUCGAUCUUUGUAAACCACAUUGGGGUAUUUCUUUCAUGACGAUGUGCUUGACUCUUACGUUUGGUCUUUACAUUGGCAAACUAAAACUUCCGCUGCCUGCAUGGUCAAAGAAAGAACAUUGUUAUGUAGUUCGUUUUCCAGUGUUUCAAGUGUUUACGAUAUUAUUAAGCGUUGGCGUCAGUUGGUUGAUUUGCUACAUUCUAACUGUGACCGAAGUCUUCCCUAAUGAUCCUGAGAAACCAAGUUAUAUGGCACGAACAGACGCAAGGGUAGAGGUUCUGAAGACAGCUCCAUGCUUUUACUGGCCAUACCCGUUUCAGUUUGGUAUGCCUACCUUUAGUGCAGCGGGAUAUGUUGGGUUCCUGGCAGCCACCGUAGCAUCCAUUAUAGAAUCAGUUGGAGAUUACCAUGCCGCUGCCCGAAUUGGUGGUGUCCCACCACCACCUCCACACGCUAUAAAUCGUGGUGUAGCUGUUGAAGGUUUCUCCAGUAUAAUAUCUGGUAUGAUCGGGGCAGGAACUGGCACAACAACUUACAGUGGGGUAAUCGGUGCUAUCGGAAUAACAAAGGUUGCAAGCAGAGUUGUGUUUAUGACAGCAGGGUUUGUAAUGGUAAUCUGCGGUGUUGUCGGGAAGUUUGGGGCUUUUCUCACAUCAAUUCCAUAUCCGGUGGUUGGUGGAGCUGUCAUUGUACCUGUUGGUAUGGUGGUCGCCGUGGGUAUAUCCACUUUGAAAUUUAUAGACUUGGAAUCGACAAGAAAUCUUACAGUCUUCGGGACGUCAAUCUUUCUGGGUUUGAUGAUACCACAGUAUAUAAAUGAUCCCGAAAAUGCCAAUGUCAUUGAUACAGGUAACGAGGAGUUAGAUCAAGUUAUCAAAGUCUUGUUGGGAACGUCAAUGUUUGUUGGUGGAUUCGUCGGUUGCUUGUUAGAUAACACUGUUUCAGGGACGGAUGAAGAACGCGGAAUAUUAUCGUGGCGGAAAAGAAACAUUACAACAUUCGACGCCUCUGGAAGAGAUGCGUCCUUAUCCAUGUACGAGUACCCGUAUGUAACAAAGUAUUUAAGACGCUUGCGGGUUUGUUCCUACAUACCGGUGUCACCAACGUUCGAUAAAGGCAUGAAUGUCACGUGCUCUCGUGCUUGCUGCCGCCCGAAAACGAAACGUAAUAAUAUGUCUGGAGAAGCAAACUUGAAUCAAUAUGCAUUUGAUAACACAGAAAGUUUUGCUCAUUCCGCUAGUCUGGAUGUGAAAUUGUAAUGAUGACAGGUUUGGCGAGUUUCAAUAGACAUCCUAUUUUUCCGCUUUCAUAAACUCAGUGUAAUGUUAUUCUAUACUUUGUAAUGUGUUUAGUCAGUUAUGUAACAAAUUUAGGCAAAUUAUAUUUAGUAUAUAUUCAUACAUAACACGUUGUCAUGUUAUUUAGUUGAAACAGCAAUGUCAAAUAUAUAUUUACACCAAAAUGCAAAUUUUAAUCAAAGUUCUGAGAGGACUGAUGGGGGCAAUGUUUUGCAGUUUCAAGACUUGAUGUAACCCAUUCAUAUCAGGGAAGUACAUGCAGGCAUUAUGUAAUGCACUUGUGCGUGGCAAUAAAUGGAGUGGUCACAACUUUAGGAGUGCACAACAAUUAAAUUUAUUAACUUUGUGU